GUACUGGGUCCGCGCGUUCCCCGCGGAGCUGGCCGGGGACGCGGCCGCGCUCGGCCGCUUGGGGGCGCUGCGGGACGCGCUGCGCGGGGACGGGCCCGACCCCGGCAUCGACCUGGAGGCGGUGGAGGCGCUGGGGGCCCGGGAUGGUGACAGCGACGAUGAUGAUGGUGACACCGGCGAUGGUGACACCGGUGACACCGGUGACGAGCGCCCCCUGGCGGCGCGGCACAAGCGCUCGCUGCUGCUGGAGCAGCUGCCCCCCCCCGCGCUGGCCGCGCUGCUCACCAGGAUGGAGCAACGCACGAUCGCCCGCGUCCGCGUGCGGGAUUACCGCAGCUUCGCGCGGCGGGGGGGCGCCGGGGGCAGUCCCGCGCUCCGCCGCGUGGUGGCGCUCAGCAACGCCGAGUCCCGCUGGGCGCAGCUGCUCGUGCUCGGCCCCACCGCGGCCCCUCAGCGCGCGCGCGCCAUCGCCCGCCUGCUCCAGCUCGGCCAGAGCCUGCUGGAGCUGCGGAACUUCAACUCGCUGCUGGCCGUGGUGGGGGGGCUGGGCCACGGCUCCAUCACCCGCCUGCGCCAGACCCUGGCGCUGCUGCCCCCCCCCGUCACACAGCGGGGGUCCCGCCUGGCCGAGGCCGUGGCCGCGGGGGGCAACUACCGGCGGUACCGGGCGCUGCUGGCGGCGGGGGGCGCGGCGGGGGGCGCGGUGCCCGCGCUCGGGGUGCACCUGCGGGACCUGGUGUCGCUGGAGGCGGCGCUGCCGGACUGGGGGGGCCCCGCGCGCCCGCACCCGCACAAGCUGCGGCAGCGCUUCGCCAUCCUGCGGGGGCUGCUGGGGGCGGCCGCGGCGCCGCCCGAGGACCGCGACCUGCUGCGGCUGCUGCGGGUGUCCCUGGCGCUGAGUCCCACCGAGGCGCAGCUCUAUGAGCUGUCACUGCAGCGCGAGCCGCGCACGAGCGCGGGGCCCCCCCUGUCGCUGCCCCCCGUUGUCCCCAUGGACGAGUGGCUCCUGCCCGAGCCCCCCCGGCCCGACCCCGCGCGGCUGCGGCCGCAGCUCGAGCGGCUCGUGGAGCGCAUCUUCCAGGACUUCGACGUGGACGGGGACGGGCGCAUCUCGCGGGAGGAGUUCGCGAUCGUGGGGCAGAGCUUCCCCCAACUGCGGCUCUGGGGGGAGCUGGACACGGACCGGGACGGCAGCCUGACCCGCGAGGAGGUUCUGGCCUAUUUCCUGCGCUGCAGCGAGGGGCCCCCCCCGGGCCCCCCCCAUUGCUUCGUGGGCAGCUCCCCCCUGCGCCCCACGGCCUGCAGCCACUGCGCCCGCACGAUUUGGGGCCUCCACAGGCCGGGGCUGAAGUGCCGCAGCUGCGGCCUGCGCUGUCACGCCGGGUGCCGGGACUCGCUCCGUGCCCGGUGCCGGCCCCGCGGCCGCAGCGUCACCAGCGACCCCCCCGCGCGGGACCCCCCCGCGCCCAGCCCCGCAGGGCCCCCCGAGGAGCUGCAGGAGCUGCAGGACGGAGUGUUCGACGUGCACCUCUAGGGUCCCCGGGGCUCCGGCUCUCCCUGACCCCGUUUGACCCACAGACCCCUCCCCACACUUGGGGGGCGAUGUGGGGCAGCGCUUGGGAAUGCAAUAAACCAUCCAUUUGAGGUC
This is a messenger RNA of Strigops habroptila (Kakapo), 1648 nucleotides long. RefSeq names its product RAS guanyl-releasing protein 2-like. The annotation marks the transcript as partial. NCBI's taxonomy places the organism in Eukaryota, Metazoa, Chordata, Aves, Psittaciformes, Psittacidae. The record is from RefSeq and is a predicted model, not a curated record. Gene Ontology annotation, molecular function: guanyl-nucleotide exchange factor activity; calcium ion binding. Gene Ontology annotation, cellular component: plasma membrane. The transcript has 13 exons. Gene Ontology annotation, biological process: positive regulation of GTPase activity; Ras protein signal transduction.